Messenger RNA from Ostreococcus tauri, 906 nucleotides. Its product is annotated as Ribosome recycling factor. The record is from RefSeq and is a predicted model, not a curated record. NCBI's taxonomy places the organism in Eukaryota, Viridiplantae, Chlorophyta, Mamiellophyceae, Mamiellales, Bathycoccaceae. The coding region runs from base 1 to 906 and encodes 301 amino acids. Gene Ontology annotation, biological process: translation. The transcript has 2 exons. Gene Ontology annotation, cellular component: mitochondrion. Gene Ontology annotation, molecular function: ribosomal large subunit binding.
AUGUCCCUUCGCGCGCUCGCCCGUUCGCUCAAAAGUGGACGCGUCGCCAAGGAUGUUAUCGCGCGACGCGGUGGGAUCGACGCGCGCGCGCUCGGCGUUCGCGGCGUCGACGUCGAUGACGGUUUGUUUCUUCGCGAGCCCGCAGCCGCGUCAGCUCUGCGCAGCUUCACGAGCGUCGCGAGUGAUCAAACGAGCGACGUAGGGCGUAGUAUGAUGUCGUGGACCGUCGCGCGAUCGAGCGCGGCGUCGACGACGCGCGCGUACAGUAAGAAAAAGGGGAAGAAACAAGUCGUGGAGGAGCGAGCGGCGACGGCGAGCGACGAGGAAGAGAGCGGAUCGGACGACGAGGACGAGAGCGAGGACGAGGCGUACGACGCCAAAGUUUGGGAGAGUAAGUUUGAGCAGGCGGUACACGCGCUCGAUGUCGAUUUAUCACACCUACGAACGGCGCGCGCGUCAGAAGGAAUGAUUGAUCACAUUAUAGUCGAUGUAUACGGCGCUCCGACGCCGCUAUCCCACGUGGCGACGAUAACGGCGCCGAACGCGCAGACGCUCUCGGUGACGCUCUUCGAUCCGAGCACGAAACCGAGCGUGGAGAAAGCAAUCAUGAACUCACCGCUCGGGCUCGUCCCUCGAGCGACGAGCGACGGAUUGAUCGUACCGAUACCCGCCAUGACCCAGGACACGCGCAAGGAGGUGUGCAAGCUCGCGCACAAGCUCGGCGAGACAGCUAAGAUUGCCGCGCGUAACAUUCGCCACAAGGCGCUCAAGCACAUCAAGCGCGCCGCGGCAUCCGAGGACGAACAAAAGCGACUCGAAAAGGCACUUCAGGCGGUCGCCGACGACACCGCGAGCAAAAUUGCGAGCAGAGUGGCCGCCAAGGAUAAGGAGAUAAUGACGCUGUGA